This is a messenger RNA of Owenia fusiformis, 1331 nucleotides long. The record is from the annotation of a GenBank genome assembly. Lineage: Eukaryota; Metazoa; Annelida; Polychaeta; Sabellida; Oweniidae.
GCACAUUGCAUUUAGAAUUUUUGCAAUCGCUGUUCUAUUCAUACAAUUUUCGGGUGUUGGAAUAUCUGUUAACAGUACAAUGAAUGUGUAUCUAUUGAGAAAAUUCAAAGACAAUGACUGUGAUCUGAAUGAUUCCACAUUUGCUAAUACUACCAGGUCCAGAGUGGGCAACAAAUGCUCAAUUAUUAAUUCAGAAACUGCCAGUUUAAUAACAUCCAUUUUUAAUCUCAUGAAUCUUUUUGCUUGUUUUACUGGUGGCUUCUUUUCUGAUUUACUAGCCAAACGUUUUAGUUUAUCUGGCAGGCUAAUGAUUCAUUUACUUUUUCUCGCCAUGCAUGGUAGUUUGAUGAUCUUAUUUGGCCAUAUGGAGAAUCUCCCCAUUGCAAUUGCUGUUCUUAUUCUCUGGAGUUUUUGCUAUCAGAAUACUCAAGGUACAAACUUUGGACUGGAACCAUUUAUCUGGCCAAAGCGAGUGGGAUUGGUCAGUGGUAUUAUAGCGAUGGGAGCGACAUCUGGCAGCAUCUGUUGGAAUCUUCUCUGGCGUUAUAGUCUUGAUAACAUGUCAAGGUACUACACAAUUGUGGGCUCAGUUGCAUUAUGUUCAUCCCUGCUAACAAUAUUAGUGUUCGUUGGGGGAUAUAACAUGUUGGAUCCAUGUCUCAACAAGGGAAUGUUCCGUGAGGAGAAUAUUGUAAAAGAACUCAAGGAUAAUAUUCAUGAAACGAGAUGUGACAAACAUGUGCAUGAUUUUACAAAACUUUGACAGGAUGUUCUGAGUCAAGCGAGAUCCUGAAAAAAUGUUGGUUCAUCGACAAUAAAAAGGAAUAAAAUCUCAGAACAUAAGUUUGAUUGCUUAUAGCUACAUGCAGUUUUACAUACAAAAUAGACAAAUGAAUUAAUGAAUGAAAUAGCAACCAAGGUGUAGCAAAUCUAAGAGGGGGAGGAACCCCAGGGUUCAAAGAUGACGUAUGUCUAUAAUGUAAAUCUCAAUUGAGAUGACCCACUGUCCUGAUUGGUUCAAAUCCACAAACAAAAAUGGUGGAUUCAAAAUUUUCUAAUAACGCUUCGAAUCGCGAAUAAUAUCAUGUUAAAUUUUGGCUUGUCAACCAAUAUCAUAGUAGACAGGUUCCAAUUUCAGAAUAUCUCAAGGGAAAGGGUUUUUGAGGCAUUUUUUAGAAAAAGCAACAGACCUAUUUCUUCUGGAUCAGUUUUUCAUGCUGAUAAAGAUAUUAAAAGAUGACAGCUCAACGGGGUGGUCACGACAAUGAAUUUUAGCGUUUUUACCCCCCUAGGAAAAUAUUCUAGGGGGUACUAUGCAACUAGUUCAUAAC